Paramecium octaurelia is the source of this 1260-nucleotide messenger RNA. The record is from the annotation of a GenBank genome assembly. NCBI's taxonomy places the organism in Eukaryota, Ciliophora, Oligohymenophorea, Peniculida, Parameciidae.
AUGAAUUUUAAACAACUCAUCUAUUGGGAAAAACAGGGAUAUGAUUAAUUAUGCGGAGUGCAUUGCAUCAAUUCUCUUUUAUAAGGGCCUUAUUUUAAUGAAGUUGAUUUAGGCACAAUUGCUUAAGAAUUGGACAAACAGGAGAUUGAUUUGCUAGGAAAAACAAAACGUCGUUUCAAAUCACAAAAUGUAGCUGAGGAUGGCAAUUUCUCAAUCUAGGUGUUGGCUGAAGCAUUAAAAAAGUUAGGCGAUCUGUCAAUUGAAUCCAUUGAUUCAAAACUCAACUAAAAUUAAGACUUGAGGUAAUUGUUUUCUUUGUAUAAAUUAAGUCAAGAAAGUGGGUUUAUAUGCAAUUCCUCAGCUCAUUGGUUUGCAAUCAGGAAGAUUGACAAUGUUUGGUACAACUUAAAUUCAACGAAUAAAAGAGGACCAGAAAUAAUUAGUGACUUUUAUCUAUCAGCAUUUCUGUUAUCAGUGAAAGAGAACGGAUAUUAAAUAUUCGUUGUAAAAGGUGUUUACCCACCACCGCAAUUAGAUGUAAUCACAACCUCAUCUUCUCUUUUAGAAUAUCAAUCAGAAUGAUCGCCAAAAGGUCCUCACUGCCUAAUACGUUAAACAAGUGCACGAUAGGAGAGUCAAAAGGAAGAACUAUAAAUUGAAUAUUGGAGGAUCAGAUGAAGUCGAAAUGGAAAAGGCAUUAAAGGCAAGCAAAGGAGAAAAAUAUGUACUUCAAACUUCUAAAUUUUAGGAAUCGACAGAUGAGGAAUUUGAAGAAGAGGUCCAAUAACCUUAAAAAAAGUAAUCCACUCCCAAAUUCCAAGGACAAGGAAUUCAAUUUGGAUUUUAGUAAUCAAUAGCUAAUUAUCAAAAUUUUAAUAUUGAUUAGGAUGAUGCUGAGUAUAGAUCGAUCAUACUCAUGACACUUGAAUAAGUAACUAUCCUCUUAAUUCUUUAUAGAAAUUCAGCAUUCAACUGGAAGAAGGUAUAGUUAUCCUAUUCCAAAUGCCAGAUGGAAAAAACAAGCAAUAUACAUUUAGUUAUGAUGCGGCUGUUGAAGUAUAGAUAUUCUCAAAGUAAAUAAUAGGAUCUUUACGAUUUUGUGUUUUAUGAAAGUAGACAAUCACCAAUGAAGUUCACUUUAGUAUGUCCAAUUCAAAAGUUAUAACUUUUGGAUGUUUCUUAAUUGCUGCUUGAUAUUGGAAUAGAUACUAUGACAUAGAUAAUUGUAAAGAAAGAAUGAAAUUUAAUUAUCAAACUUCA